GUGAACCUCAAUGGAGGAGAAGACAUCUGGGACACGUAAGAUGGGGGAGGGGAGGCAAGCAAGAACAGGUGCAGUGCAGCAAAGGUUCCACCCAGCGAGGGAGUGCCAGAAAUCUUCAGCUGUCCUGCUGCAGUCCAGGUUCCUCACAAAAAUAGAUUCCCCUGAAAUAAGCAGUGUGUCAGCUAAGAGAAGAAGAGGACUCUGCAGGAAGCCCUUCCCCUUCUCCCACCUCUUGGAGAGCAGAAGAUGUUACCCAGGUUAGCCGCUCUCGUGAUGGUCCUGGGGAUCCUUCCUCUGCCCCUUAGCGGCACCCAGAACUGUCUGAGCAAACAGCACGUCGCAGCCGCCAUUCAACAGAUGCAGAAGCUGCUCGCGGCUCACGAGGCGGCCCAGAUGCGCAGCCUGCGCAGCCUGAAGAAGCAGCUCGCGCUCCUGCCAGACAGUGCCCACAAGCCGCCGGCCAAGCGGAACGAGAGCUGCACCCUCCCUCCUGCACCCACCAACGGCAGGAGGCUGGGCAAAGGGACAGCCGUGGGGAACGAGGUCUUUUUCGUCUGCAACCCUGGCUUUGCACUGACCGGCUCCGAGACACGGGUCUGCCUGGAGAACAGGAUGUGGAGUGGACGGACGGCCUUCUGCAAACGCACCAGCGAGUGUGCCAGUCAGCCCUGUGCCAACGGAGGGACCUGCCUGGAUGCUGUUCACCGCUACAGCUGCUUGUGCCCCACUGGCUGGUCGGGGAACAACUGCCAGGCCCCCCUUCAUUCCUACAGGGCAGCUGUGAGCAACGCAACUGUCAGUCAUCCACCCCGCUGUGUUGAAAAUCAUGGGGGCUCCCGCCAAUGCAGCUGCGAUGCUGGCUUCCAGUUGACAAGGGGAGGCAUGUGUCAAGAUGUGGAUGAGUGCCAGCUCUACCAGUCCAAUUACCACACCCGGAUCUGCCUCCACAAAUGUGUGAACCUACCUGGGUCUUAUCAGUGCAGCUGCCCAUCCGGCUAUCGGUUUCAGGCGGAGCAAAACAUAUGCAGCGAUGUGGAUGAAUGUGCCGCGAAUCAAGACAACUGCAGCCGUGGACAGAUGUGCGUCAAUGUCUUUGGUGGCUUCCGUUGCGUGAAACCCGAAUGUCCCAAGACCCAGUUCAACACAACUUAUGUCAAGACGUCGGCCUCGCAGUGUGAACGGAGCCCUUGCCCCAUGGGCAGCCAAGCCUGCCAGAAAGCUGCCCAUGCCAUCUCGUUCCACUACCUGCCCCUCCAGUCCAACCAGUCGGUGCCCUGGGUCCUUUUCAGGAUGUCCACCAGCCGCUCGCUGGGCGACAGCCUGCGCUUCGCCCUCCUAGGGGCCAACAGCCCGGGGAGACUUGCCGUCCAGCGCUCAGAUCAGCACACGGGGGAACUGGUACUCACCCGUUCGGUCCUGGGCCCAGCAAUCCUGGAGGUGGAGGUGGAAAUGAGCGAAUUUGCCCAGAAGGUUCUUCUAGGGAAGCACAUCUUCAAGGUCACCGUGUUGGUUUCCCAGUAUGACUUCUGAGCCCCUUGGAAAGCCGGCCAGGCCUUGGAGAAGCCCAGGAGCAGAUGUGGCAGGAAUCUUGAAGGCCAAACCAAGUCUUGAUCGGCUGAAGCAGACUCUCCUCUCUCCUCUCCAAGUGGUUGGACACUUCCCCCACAAUCUGUCCCCUCCGGGAGGCUUUGAGGGAGAAGCAAUGGAGGGGAAGCCCCUCCACUGUGGAGGAAGGCCAACAAAAUGAUUGGAGUUCAUGCAACAGCUGGCAGGGGCAAAGAACUGGAAGGCACGUAAAUCCUUGCGACCGGAAUUGCGGCAAGAAUAAACUCCCAGGAUGGGUCAGUGGGCUUUACUAGAUGUAGGUGUUCCCCUAAGCCUGCGUGCAAGAAAAAGGCCAAGUUGCACAAAGCCCUGCAGAGCUUGGAAAUUCAGCUUGGGAUGUGGGUAAUAAUAGCCAUUCAGAAAUUCAGCUUGGGAUGUGGGUAAUAAUAGCCAUUCAGGACGGCAGCCUUUUUGGCUUGGUCAGAGAGCACGCUGCUGGAAUUUAUUCCACAAUCCCUACGUUCCUGGUGGAACGUAGGGAUUGUGGAAUAAGGUGGGUGGCUCUGACUCCUUUGGGUAGAAAUUGGUUUGAUUUUUUUUUAUAAUUUGCCUCAAAUUCUAGCUGGGAAUCAUUUAUAGGCAUCUGAUUUCCCCUGGCUCAGACUUGAUACAAGUAGGCCUUGUUUAUCUUUAUAAGCAAACUAGAUUUGGUGUGUAAAUAGCAGUCAUUAAAAUACAGGGUUUUGUUGUUAUCCUGUGUCAAAUGCUUUGGCUGCCAUAAAAGACGGUGGAUAAUCACCCUAUGGCAGGGGUAGGCAACCUUGGCUCUUUUAUGACUUGUGGACUUCAACUCCCAGAAUUCCUGAGCCAACCAUCUUUGGAAGCUCAUGUGCUGCUCUUUUCUCCAAAGGCCAAAGCAGCAGAGA
This is a messenger RNA of Crotalus tigris (Tiger rattlesnake), 2471 nucleotides long. Its product is annotated as fibulin-7-like. Lineage: Eukaryota; Metazoa; Chordata; Lepidosauria; Squamata; Viperidae. The record is from RefSeq and is a predicted model, not a curated record. Gene Ontology annotation, molecular function: calcium ion binding. The coding region runs from base 247 to 1530 and encodes 427 amino acids. The transcript is spliced from 9 exons.